UCUGGUUUUCUUUACGAUGACAAAAUAUACAGUCUAUCAUGGCACAUUUGUUCACUCAGCCUCUAUUAAAGAAUUAGACAUUGUAUCCAAUGGUAUUAUCGUUGUAGAUAAUGAAACAGGUCUCAUUGCUCAUGUUGAGAGAGAUGUCAAAGAUCUCGAAACCUUUUUGAAUAGCUCGUCCUUUGAAGAUGCCACUGUACAAAAAGUUGAAAAGGAGCAAUUUCUUAUUCCUGGCUUUGUUGACACACAUGCACACGCACCUCAAUAUAUGUUUGCUGGCUCUGGUAUGGACCUUCAACUCCUCGAAUGGUUGGAAACCUACGUCUUCCCUUGUGAAUCUUCUUUUAAAGACGCAGAUCAUGCCAAACAAGCCUAUGAAAAAGUGAUUCGACGUUUUCUUAGAAACGGUACCACUACAUGUAGUUGGUUUGCUACUAUCCAUCUCAACGCUUGCCAAGUUCUCGUUGACAUUAUUGAGCAGCUAGGACAGCGUGCCUAUGUAGGCAAAGUCAAUAUGGAUCAAAACUCACCCGACUUCUAUAUAGAAGAAACUGAUUCCAGUCUUAACGACACUCGGGCCUUUAUCCAAUACGUUCAAGGAAAGAAGAACGAACUUCUCACUCCCGUGGUUACACCUCGUUUCGCCAUCACUUGCAGUUCCAAACUUAUGCAUGGUCUUUCUGCCCUGGCCAAAGAAUACCAAGUUCCGAUCCAAACUCAUUUGUGUGAAAACCACAACGAAAUCGAGUUCACUUGUUCCUUGUUCAAAGAAUCCAAAGAUUACACCAGCAUUUACGAUGACCACGGUCUAUUGACAGAAAAAGCUUACAUGGCCCAUUGUGUGCACAUGAAGGAUGAGGAAAUUGAUAUGCUGGCAGCGCGUAGAACAGGUGUUUCUCAUUGUGCCAAUUCCAAUUUUUCUUUACAUAGUGGUGUAUGUGAUGUAAGACGCUUUUUAGAAAAGAACGUGAAGGUUGGGUUGGGUACGGAUGUGGCAGGCGGAUUUUCUCCUAGCAUGUUGGACGCGAUUCGCUCUACGUUCUUUGCUUCAAAGACACAAAAAAUUAUUCAUCGUGACAUGUUAGAGAAGGGAGAGGAUAGUUACACACCCUUGAGCCCUGCUGAAUUAUUAUAUUUAGCUACUGUGGGAGGCGCUCAAGUGCUAGGAUUAGAAGAGAAAAUCGGUAGUUUUGAGAAGGGAAAGGCAUUUGAUGCUCUGUGGGUUGAUUUGCUGGGCGGUUCAAUUGAUUUGAUGGGUGGUGAAAAUGAACUUCAAAAGGUGGAGAAAUUUUUAUUCAAUGGUAGUGAUCAGAACCUCAAGCAUGUAUAUGUUCAAGGAAGACGUGUUUCUAGCAGAGAUUGAAGCGAAUAAACAACAGCCAUCUCUCUAAAAUUACUAGUAUAUAAUUUAAACCUUUACCUUCUGUUCGUAUUUUAUCGAAAGGUUGGAUGUAUGUAGUAAUAAAAUAAAACAUUGUGUUUGAUUAUUACAUCUGUAUAUAGCAUCAGUGCGUUGGUAUGUCAAGCGAGUAAAAGCUCGUUAAUUUUUAUGAAUAGAGACCUCAGUUCCACUAUUUAUUUUUCAUUGACAUGACUUUGUGGCAUGGAAAGCAUUGAAGGAUCCAUAGGAUAAAGUGCA
Molecule: messenger RNA, 1639 nt
Organism: Mycotypha africana
Lineage: Eukaryota; Fungi; Mucoromycota; Mucoromycetes; Mucorales; Mycotyphaceae
Product: guanine deaminase
Exons: 3
Coding region: 17-1363 (448 amino acids)
Biological process (GO): guanine catabolic process
Cellular component (GO): cytosol
Molecular function (GO): zinc ion binding; guanine deaminase activity
Source: RefSeq, a predicted model, not a curated record